Molecule: messenger RNA, 921 nt
Organism: Acanthaster planci (crown-of-thorns starfish)
Lineage: Eukaryota; Metazoa; Echinodermata; Asteroidea; Valvatida; Acanthasteridae
Product: C3 and PZP-like alpha-2-macroglobulin domain-containing protein 8
Source: RefSeq, a predicted model, not a curated record
CGAUGACUCCGUACAAAUACACAUACGUCUUAUCUGACGUGGAGUUGGGCACGCACUUUCGAGUUGACUUCACUCUACGAGCCCCAAGAAACGGCAAUCUCGCGCUUUCGUCACGGCGCGGAGAUCAAGACUCUGGGAUCAUUUACGAGAUAAUCAUCGGUGGUUACGUUAACAGUAAGAGCGCCAUCCGUCGAUGCAAGCUGUGCGACAAAGGCCAGAUCGAGGUCAGCACUGUCGGAAUCGUCUCCGACUCCGAGGAUCGCGCGUUCUGGAUCGAGUAUAGCGACGGGGACGUAAGCGUUGGGAGGGGAGAAGCUCCGCCCAUGAUAAACCAGACUUGGUCAGAGGCUGAGCAAGGGGAGCGUCCGAGUACAGUCUACCUUGGCGUGUCAACAUGGCGAGACGCGAGCGGUCACUGGAUCUUUCAAAACUGUUCCUAAUUAGCGUUGCCAUUAGAGAUCACACGAUGGAUUAAAUGAGAAUUGGGGAAAACUGCUAGACAAGAGUGAAACAUGCAACAGUUAUAUACAGCCUGUUAUUCACAUUGACCACCUACAAUUGUGAAAUAAAAGGUUUAGAAUACAGUUUAAACUGUUGUAUUAUGAUUACAUUUUCAUACUGCUUGUUAUUUUGAAGUGGUAUUAAUGUUAUAUAAAUAUAUAUUUAUUUCACAGUAGGGCCUGACAGCACAGGCGCCAGUAGUAUACUGUUAAUGAUUUGCUGUAAUUUUUUAAUGGUAAAUUGCUGUCAUUUAUUGGACAGUAACAGUAUCUUAUCUCAAUUACAUUAAUUUGAUGUAGACAUUAGACACAGCAAGUUACCGUUUUCAUUGAUUAUGGGUUCAUUCUACGUGUGUAUUUAGGGUUCACGUUAAUUUUAACCCUAACCCCCAAGGCCCUUUUUGCUAUUAUAGGGACCCUC